CAAGCGGCCGGUGUGUGACAACGAGAAGAUGAUCCCAGGGAUGAUGCGACGAUGCGCAUGCGCCACCGACGGGUCCUCUGACGGACAGAUAAAUAAAACAUAUGAAUAUAUCAGUCAUUUGACUUUGACUCGUUCCCUCCAUAAACUUCAUAACCAAAAAUCUCUACGAUCUUCAGUUUUUAGUUUAAGUUAUUUAACAACGAAAAAUUGACGAUUUUUACUUGCCCACGGUGACAAUGGAAAUUUGAACUUCUUAUUCAUCUCGUUUGACAACCAUCAGCUUUACUCGAAGAUGGAUAUUUUGGAGGAUCCAACCUUCAGAAACAAAUACCAAAAACACAAAUUGAGGGUGAAACGAUGGGAAAAUAGUUUCAAGGAAAAGUAUGCUCGUAAACCAAACAAGGAUGACAUCAGAGCAGCUGACGAAUCCAUCAAAGAGUCUUACAAAAUGUACUACAAACUCAAGACUCAAGCCCUGGAGGAAACUCUUUUGGAUAUAACUUUUCCGGAUGAGUCACAGGCUAAUAUAACUGCGAAUACAAGCGGAGGGGCCGAUGCUUCAUGGAACUCUGAACUCAAUUGUACAAACCUGGACAUAACGCCGACCGACGCGUCAGUGAGGAACUCGGAGAACAUAGAUCCGGGAAUAUCAUUAGCAGACUCCUCCGACUCGCAGGGCGUAACUACAACAACAAAGAGCGAAGAAAUGCCCAAUGUUGAAGGAGUUUGGGGCUCACAUUUGAACAAAGACAAAAACACCGAAGCUUCUUCAAAAACUAAGUCCAAUCUUGCCAUAGGUCGUUCAACGAGUUUCCAACUAUCUCGAAAGUUAUUUUCCUCUUCAAAUUUAACCAAGAGGAAUCCUCGAAAAUCCCUCUCUAUGAACAAACUCAAGACCGCGAAAUCGACUCUGGAGGAGAGCGUGAACGAAUCGUCGAGUCUCGAAACCACCGACGGUUUUGAUCCGAACGAGUCGAACGUGUUCGGCGAUACGUUAAAAGUCAUCAGUCAGGAUCUAACGAAAUCAGCGCCUCUACCAACGAACGCUAUCGAUCGUUUGAUCAAAGGUUUUCCAGGAAAAACAAAUCGCGAAGUGAAUUAUGCCUGGUUGGAGCGUUGUACAAAAGAGGACCAGCAUCUCCCGGCCGAGCGCGCUAUUUACGAUCCUAAUCGUUUGUCCGGUACGAGCGAUUCGGGUAUCGAUUCAAUGAACACGAGCGAUACGCCGACAUUCGUCGACGUUCCAAGAGACACCCAGCUCGCUGAAGCGGAGCUAACGGAUUCGGAGGAUUUCGUUUGCAAAAGCGAUUCCGAAGAAGAGUACAACGGACGAAAGGUGGUAGGUGGGAAAGUGCGACGCAACAAGCGCAUGAGGAACUCCGGCUCUUUUCCCGAAGGCCACUCAUCUCCCAUGCCCCUGGUCAAACGAAGGUGUCUCGCUCAAGACAACGGCAGUCCGAUCGACGCCUCCGUUUCCGCUGACAAGCCAAUUCCGGCCGCGACCAAAAUCAUCGUCACCGAAACGAAACCGGAAACGAGAGAAAACGAAGAGGCGAGGAAGGUGGAUGCAGCGACAACGAAAAAUAACGGAGGUAGAACGAAGCGACAGGCGAAAAAGACGACGCCGGCAAGCGUCAAGCGAACCUCUGCCAGAACGAGAAAAACAGCGGAAACGAAAGGUGUUGUUGCAAGAGCUAAUAAACGCGUGACGCGAAAUAAAAUGCCAAAGAAAGCAGAGGCGGAGGAAGAGGAGAAAAAGGACGAUGAGAGUUGUCGAGAUGUAGGAAGUGUCGAACAAGAUUCGAGCACGGGAAUGUACGGAGUCGAAGUCGUGGAGCAACUCGUUCCACGCUUUGCAAUGCCUCAAAGUACGAGCGGCAAUCUCGUCGAGGAUUUCUCACGGUCCGUCGAGAGUUCGAUUUCAUCGAGUGAGAAAGUAGUCUCGAGUACUUGUGGCGGCCUUGGCGGUUCUGGAUCGAACGAAACGUCAGCGGCCCGUGCAAGACUCGAAAAGAAAAUAGCCUCCGGUACGGUAAAUCAAAACUUCGUUCGUAUAAAUCUAAAGAAGAAAGUAUUCGUCAGAGGGAAGAAAAAUUUCAACUCUUCGAAAUAUCGUAAGAACCAGUGGAAGCAGAGAAAGAAGGAAUUGUCAUCGAGCGAGGGAGCUCUCGAUUUGGCCGAUUUGGCAGAGAAGAAUGCUGGGGCUUGUUUCAAAUGUGGAGAAACGGGACACUUCGCGAGUCGCUGCACAGCCGCGAAGGGUCAUAAUUUGCUGCCGAUCGAGGACGUGCCGGAGGAAGGCGUGGAGUUUUUGACUCUCGAGCAAGUUGAAAAAAUGGCGAAAGAGGAGGCUGUCGCUGCCCACUGCAGGAGAAUCGACGAGUUACCGAUAUGCCCGAGUUUUUCCGAGAACGCGAGCGAAGCCGAGGAGGACUGGAAGACGGACGACGAAGAGGCCCAUUUCAAGGGGCAUAAAAUUCCAGAAGAUCUGUUAGCGAAGCUCGGUAUGUCACAGAGCAUCAAGGGGGUCGUAGGCGGCUCGGAGGACGCAGCCUCGGGGCCGAUAUACCAAUCGAACCCGGAUGGUAGCCUGAUCGAAACACCCGACGAGGUAUUCGAAGCCCUGAGGCUCUUUGGUCACGAGAAUUUCCGCGCGGGCCAGGAAAAAGCGAUAAUGAGAAUACUGUCGGGGCAAUCGACUCUGGUGACUCUCUCAACGGGAUCCGGCAAGUCACUGUGCUACCAAUUGCCGGCUUACUUGUAUGCGAAACGCUCGAGAUGCGUGACCCUCGUGAUAUCGCCCCUCGUUUCUCUCAUGGACGAUCAAGUAACCGGGGUGCCGAAAUUUUUGUCUGCGGCCGCUUACCACACCGGACAAACCCCCAAGGUCAGAGAGCAAAUAAGCCAGAAGAUCAAGGACGGCGAGCUCGACAUUAUUCUCGUUUCACCCGAGGCUGUCGUCGCCGGUGACAAGACCAACGGUUUCAACUCGCUCUUUAGGCAACUCGGACCAAUCGCUUUCGCCUGUAUCGACGAGGCUCACUGCAUAUCUCAAUGGUCCCACAAUUUCCGUCCUUCCUACCUGAUGCUCUGUCGUGUGCUCCUCGAAAAAUUGGGCAUCAAGACUAUUCUGGGUCUGACGGCCACGGCGACCAGGGCUACCGCUUCGAGCAUCGUCAAACACUUGCACAUACACGACGGCCUGGAGGGCGUCAUAUCGGAUAUUCCUAUGCCGAAAAAUUUGACCCUGACCGUUUCCAGGGACGAGCAAAGAGACCGGGCUCUCGUCGAGCUUCUUCUCAGCCCGAGAUUCGCGGAAUGCGACUCGAUUAUUGUUUAUUGCACGAGGCGCGAGGAGUGCACCAGAAUUGCCGGAGUCCUUCGGGUCUCUUUACAGAACUCGAGACAGGACGAGGCGGCUUUGAAAGGCUCCAAAUGUUCGCCCCACGCCGAAGCUUAUCACGCCGGUCUGCCAGCGGCUCGACGCAAAGUCGUCCAAAAAUCCUUCAUGACCGGCCGAACGAGGAUCGUCGUUGCCACCGUCGCUUUCGGCAUGGGUAUCAACAAAUCCGACAUCAGAUCCGUCAUCCACUACAACAUGCCAGGGAGUUUCGAAGGUUACGUGCAAGAAGUUGGACGAGCCGGACGCGACAAUCUUCCCGCUCAUUGUCACCUCUUUCUCUCACCCGUGCAAGACGCCGAUAAGCUGGAGCUCCGCCGUCACGUAUACGCGAAUAGCGUGGACAGGCACACGAUCCGUCGUCUCCUUGGAAAGAUUUUUCUCCGGUGUUCGUGUCGAAGCGCGAAAUCGUCGGAGGCGGAUGGUUCCGAUGGGAACUCGAGCGAGAAGCGGCAACGUUGUCCCGGUCACGAGGUCGCGAUACCCAUUGACGAGACUGUCCGGGCUCUCGAUGUUACGGAAGAAAUCAUAUCCACACUGCUGUGCUAUCUCGAGCUCCAUCCCAAAAGAUUCGUCACCGUUUUAUCCUCCGUUUACGCGAGAGCUGUUGUCUCGAGUUACGCCGGUCCAGGAGCGCUCAAAGCGGCUGCGCAAAAGUCACCGCCUCUCGCAAUGGCGAUAGCCCUCGACUUGAAAAAAGGAAUCUGUCACGACCAGAGCACCGUGGUAGAAUUCCCCGUAGUCGAUGUAGCAGCCGCUAUCGGUUGGGACAGCGGUGUCGUCAAGAAUCACUUGAAACAAUUGGAAUGGGAAACCGCGACGGAAAGUACGACGUCACAGCGUUCAGCGAUAUCCGUAAAGUUUGACACCCUCGGAUUGCGGGUCAGAGCACCGGGAGAUUUGACGGAUGCGGAGCUCGACGAGGCACUGGAGGCGCUCGCCGAUCGCGCUCGAUCUCAGGAAAUUUCAGCGUUGCGCCAGCUCGAAACUAUUCACUCCUCCCUCGAGAAAUACAGUACCAGGAAUGUGCACCAAUGUAUGCAACUCGACGAUGAUAUUUCCUCGAAAUCGGAGCUCCUCAAGCAAACGAUAAGGCAAUACUUUGACUCGGAGCCUUCCGGUAACGAGUCCGGGCCGGUCCCCCUUCCACAGGAAAACGGAGCCUCGAACGAGAGUGAAAUAACGAGCGACGUCCGUUGCCUGAUAUCCAGCUAUCGCGAUACCAAUUUUACCGGACGAGCCGUCGCUCGAAUAUUUUAUGGUAUUCACAGCCCAAAUUAUCCAGCUCUCACGUGGAGCCGCUGUCGUUUUUGGAGAUGCCACCUCAAAUCGGAUUUCAACUUGAUAUGUCGCAUCGCCAACAGAGAAAUAUUAGCGAUGCGUUGAGGUCGGAAUACUAUUCCUUUCGUCAAAUAUAAUAUAUUUUUGAAAUAUUCUUACACUUGGGUAGACAAUUUUUAAUUAAAAAACUACAGGAUUACGUUUACGUACUCAGCAACGACUGAAGCAGUAGAGGCACCAGUACAGCAACAACGGACAUCAUUUUACAGUGUAUAUAAAUGUUUCAUCAGGUUUUUAUUACCGAGUCCCUACGAUGAGUUACGACUAGUUAUGAAAAACCAAGGGGUGAGAUGGAAGGGUAUGAUUAUUGAUAAAAUCGUCGUUCAAACAAAUACUUCAGAUAACAAGUUUAUUAUAAGUAAAUAUAGAUGAAUAAAAAAAACUGUUCCCGGCCAUCAGGUAA
Molecule: messenger RNA, 5144 nt
Organism: Venturia canescens
Lineage: Eukaryota; Metazoa; Arthropoda; Insecta; Hymenoptera; Ichneumonidae
Gene: RecQ4
Product: RecQ4 helicase
Exons: 8
Coding region: 293-4786 (1497 amino acids)
Biological process (GO): DNA replication; double-strand break repair via homologous recombination
Cellular component (GO): chromosome; cytoplasm; nucleus
Molecular function (GO): nucleic acid binding; 3'-5' DNA helicase activity; zinc ion binding
Source: RefSeq, a predicted model, not a curated record